GAUGGACGUAUUGCUGUUGUUGACGAUAUGCAUCUCGCAGGGCAUCCAUCUCGCCGUUGGUUUCGAUGACCUUGGCGACCUUGACACUGGCGGAGAUGGCCUUGACCUUGAUUCUGGAUCACCCGAUGGUGCUGCAACAAGCAAAAAGUGUCCGCUUCUCAACAUUACCAAUACUGGUCCUGCGACGAAUGAGAGGACUGUCGGAUCAAUCAUGAUCUUCACCUGCAUUAAAGGUUUUAAGAAAACAGGUGGCGACGACGCCAGAGAAUGUCUGCCAAAUGGGAAAUGGUCUGGCAAAGAUGUCGUCUGCAAAAAGAUCACAUGCCCGCCUGCUCCGAAUGUGCCGAACGCAGACAAGGUUUUGACGAAGACAAGCACAACCAAAGCAGUAUUUGGUAGCAAGGUGACUUAUAUUUGCAAGAAGUAUUACAAACUCACCGGAAAUAACACGCGAGUUUGUGAAAAGAGUGGAAAAUGGUCCAAGACUAGUUUUGAAUGUAUUCGUAUCCGCUGCCCAGUACCACAAAAAAUGAUCAAGAAUGCUGGAUUUCGGAUGACUGCCGGAAGGAAGGUUGGGUCCGUGCUGACCUACAGAUGUCAGAAUUUUUCAACACUCGUCGGCACUGGAGUAGGUACAUGCCUUCGUAACGGAACUUGGUCCAAUAUAAACUUCACUUGUGUGGUGAGGUGCCGCCCCCCACCCCGUUAUAGGGGUGCGAAGAUCAUUGGUCUUGCUCGAAAUUACUUCAGCGAAGGAGUCCAGGUCAGGUAUUACUGCAAACCCGGUUAUUACCCGGCCGGGAAGAACAGCUCCGUGGCGAAAUGUCUCCCGAAUAGAAAAUGGUCACGUCCAGACAUCUAUUGUGUCGAGUACACAUCAACUCACGCGAAUUGCUUUGGACACACAAUCAGUCCGAUUCUGAGACCCAGCCGUGGAUUCGAACCCUGCAUUCAGAGAUGCAGCAGAGAGCUCAAGUGUCAAUCUCUCUUAGUGCAUACGGCCCCUAAUGGUAGGGUGCGCUGUUACCUCAAGUCAAGCGAGUGCCAAAGUCGGUAUUUAAAAUGCAAGGGACACCCUAGCUUCCUCCUCCUCAGGAAAGUUCAUCACGUCAACAAGAGUCCAAAUCGUCCAAGCGUCUGCUACAAACUUGAACAUAACAACUGCGGUGGCUACGAUCUCUACAACCUCGGCGACAAACCUCAAGACGUGUGUUUGGAAGAGUGUUCCCAAAGACCGUGGUGCAAGUCUGUCCAGUGGCUCAGCUGGAACUUAAAUGGACGGGGUAAUUGCUGGGGGAAAUAUGUUUCCUGUAGACAACGAGAGAUAGGUUACAGAGGUGACAAGCGAUUCCAUCAAUUCACAAAGGAGCGUUGUAGCCGGGCAAGGAAGUACCGCAAGGCCAAGGGAAAGACUUACCGCAAAUACAACCUUAUUGAGGCAUAGCCUGCAUGGUAGACUCCUAUGUACUCCAGUUCGCCUUUUUGAUCACCUCUCCAUCAUCCUUACCGGGCGACAGGACUAGGCCAGUCCAUUGCCUCCGGAGUGUACUGGAUGGCUGAAUAUUUGAAAGUUUGUCUCUUGGCGUAGGAACCUUUAGGCUUGCGUGUACGAAGAUGGAAAGCUCACAGCAGUCAGACUGGAUUGAUGCAUAGCGAAAGAAGAACCUUUUGUUUGCGUAUCAACACUUUUGCACCUGUUUUCCUCACGCUAUGUUCACAUGCCCGUUGUGCAGUCAUGAGACUGAUAAUGAAGGCUGAAGUCUGCAGGCCCAUAUUUUUGGAAUUCACUAUAUAUAUACAUGUAUAUGCUUGUGACCUUCCUCGUCUCUCUUAAAUCGAAAUCAAAAUGUAUUCAUGCUGCAACAGAUGAAAAUAACUAUUACUUGUACAUUGAAUAAACCUUGCUUACAACACACCUGUCACAUCCUUCAUGAGCUCCGUCAAGAGUAAUCAGCAGUAGACCACAACAAACUCACAACCAGAAUGCAGGGAUAGGUUCACUUUACUUAUUGAGCACUGAUAGAAACAACCAGCAGAUAUUCUGAUACUAUUACAUCAUUCAACUCAAGGCUUUGGUGUCUUCUCCAGGUUGGGUUGUGACAUGUUUGAGACAGUCUCAAGGUUGUGACAAUUUCAAGGAUAUUUGUACAUACUUGAAGUACGACCCCUUAAGAUGCCAACCAGUGAGCGAUGUAAAUAUCAUGAUAAGGAUGCAGGCAAGACAACAUGCUCUCCAAUCUGAGAUGGCUUUGUCUUUUUGUUUGAAUUGUCUCCAUAAAAGGGAAUCUUACAAC
Lineus longissimus is the source of this 2294-nucleotide messenger RNA. Its product is annotated as sushi, von Willebrand factor type A, EGF and pentraxin domain-containing protein 1-like. Lineage: Eukaryota; Metazoa; Nemertea; Pilidiophora; Heteronemertea; Lineidae. The record is from RefSeq and is a predicted model, not a curated record. The transcript is spliced from 8 exons. Bases 2 to 1444 code for a protein of 480 amino acids.